Molecule: messenger RNA, 690 nt
Organism: Penicillium arizonense
Lineage: Eukaryota; Fungi; Ascomycota; Eurotiomycetes; Eurotiales; Aspergillaceae
Exons: 3
Coding region: 1-690 (229 amino acids)
Biological process (GO): transmembrane transport
Molecular function (GO): transmembrane transporter activity
Source: RefSeq, a predicted model, not a curated record
AUGUAUACUUCUGGUGUUGACGGUAUAAGAAGAGAGUUCAAUGUUUCGACACAAAUAGUUCUUCUUGGCCUGACCACAAAUCUUUUUGGUCUCGCGUUGGGAUCGGUUGUUUUGUCGUCCCUCUCGGAGACCUAUGGCCGCCUGCACAUAUACAUCAUUUCUGUCCUUCUGUUCGCCCUCCUCAUAUUGCCCGUCGCCUUGGCAGAGAAUAUCGAAACCAUUCUGAUCGGUCGAUUCUUCGGAGGCUUCUUCGGUGGAACUAUGAUCGCCAGUGCCCCAGGAAGUGUUACCGAUGUGACGGAUGACCAAUAUCGAGCAUUGGCACUGAGCUUUUGGAGUCUUGGAACCAUGAAUGGGCCUGUUCUUGGCCCCAUUAUUGGUGGCUUCAUUUGUCAGUACCUUGGCUGGCGUUGGAUCGAUUGGGUAGUCUUGAUUUGCAGUGGAAUUUCCCUCAGCUUGAUGAUUUUAGUCAAGGAAACAUACGCUCCGGCUCUUCUUCGCAACCGCACAAGAGAAAAACAACGGGCAACGGGGGACCGCCGAUGGUGGUGCCGGUUUGAUCACCGGGAGACUGGCCUACAAGUUUUGAAGACUAAUUUGGAUAUUGUGGUAUUGGCACAGGAACGACCAUCGCCGUUUUACUUGAGCCCCUCAUCAGAAGAAUCAUCGAUCUACAUCCCCGAGAUCUAA